AGUGUAGGUGAAGCCUCUGCAGUAUCUCACAGCUGUGGUCACAGAUGGAUUCUCUCAAUUUCCUUCUGAUUUCAUCCCUAAUUUCUGCAACUACAUUGCUGAAGUGGAGCAGACCUGACCUGAACACAGACGGCUACGUCUACUUCUACAGGAACAAGCGCUCCUAUGAAAACUACCAACAUCCAUCUUUUCAUGGCCGAGUGAAGCUGAGGGACCCGGAGAUGAAGGAUGGAGACGUUUCUCUGAUCCUGAACAACAUCACGUUUAAUGACACUGGGAUUUAUGAGUGUCACGUAGCAGUGAGGAAGUCUGGGAGAAGUAAAAGAGCUCACACUGAGAUCAGUCACUUCAUCAACCUCACAGUCACAGGUGAAACGCAUGAAAACAUUAAACUGGUGAAAACAGGAGAUGGAAACAUGGAGGAGGUGGUAGAAGUGGAGACUAGGACAGAUCAGAUGGUUGUUCCUGCUGUGUCUGCAUCUGCUGCGUCCGCUGUCAUUGUUACUACAGCUGGAUUUGUGGCAAUGUGGAGAUUUAAAAGAAAGAAACAGGCGCCCACAGAGGCAGAUAACCAGCAGCUAGUCUGAAACGUCGAGGAGUUUCUGGUACAGCACGCUAUAAUUGUGUGUGAUAGCAAUCCACAGAGAGGGAGGACAGGUGGGAUCAGUUCUGUGGGCGAUGUGCUCUCUCCUGAGGAGGAGCGGCGUCUGUGUUUCUAGUUCCCGCCUGACCUCUUCAGAAUCAGCUGAUUUUUUUUUUUUUGCACCAUAACUUUAGUAUAUUUACCAAAACCGCACAAAGUUUCUUUGUAGUAUUAAUUCACCCUGUUUCUCCAGCAUUUUUUCCCUGAAGUGCAGAAGAUAUCCACAUGAAAUCUUCAGGGCACAAAAACAAAUUUAAAACUGCAACCAAAUCAAUUUUAUACCCACUCAAAGUGACAAAUUCUAACAAUAACAUCUUUAUUUUUUUGUUUGUUUUGGCGUUAUUGUUCCUGUAACUAGAUUCAUGUUGUCAGUAUCAAUAUCAUGGGCUGUGUCAUUGUUCACAGUUACUUGUGUUUCCCAGCAUAACCUGUGAGCAUCUGAGUUUUAUUUUCUGUAUUUUUAUAGUUGUAGUUGGGACUCUUUUUCUUUUUGUUUCUGUGGUUAUUUUAUUGUUGCUGUUGUUUUAUGACCACUUCAAGGCACUGAGUUACUUUGAAGUUUUGCAUCAUUUUGGGGGGUUUUCAGGUUGCUUUCACUCUGACUUCAUGCUCUCAGUUUGAAAGCUUCUCUGUCUUGAGUUCUUUGCACUUUUGAAAUCUAUUUGAGAGGUUUCGUCUUGAUGCAUUCUCAAUCAUCCAGGAAAGUAAAUCUCCCAGUCCAUUGUUCCUUCAGUGGGCUGGUUUCAGUCAUUAUGCAAAUGUACUGUUUAUAAGAUUGGGGAAACCUGCAGUCAGCUGAGACUGAAGAAGUCACUUGGAUGAGUGACAAAACGUUUCUCCCACAAAACGCUACGUCCAGAUGAACAGAUUCAACUUUUGGAUAUUUGAGGGGUUGCUGUUUGUAUUUGCAUCAUGGUGUUUUCCCCCAGCAUUCAGUGUGUUUUGUUUCAUUGUCUUUAGUUAUUUCCACUUUCCUUUCAUCAUUCUCUCACAGCAUCUAUUUGCCUGUGUGUUUACCUUUGCCCACAGACUCUUGGUGUUCUGGGAAAUUUCCAACAAUGUGAAUACAUUUUUGCUUUUUGUUUACUUCUGUCUGUCUCCUGAAUUUCUUUAUUCUGCAAAUCACAAUGGUUUCAAUGAACUGCACAAACUGAACGCUGAUCACACAGAGACACAGAAACACUUUGGUGGAUAAACUUUAAAGGCUCCAUGUGGGAGACAGGGAUGAUCAAAGGAUCAUCUUCUAGUUGAUUAUGAGAACUUUCAAACAACGAUUCGGUGGAAAGACUAUCUCAAUCAUCUUUACAGCACAACUAACACAGAGGGAGUGUCGUUACUUUCUCCCUGAAAGGAGAUUGAUUACAUUUCAGUUUGUAUCUUAAUAAAAUUUAAGAAGAAUUUUUUUUUUUUUUACAGAAAAACUGUUAAAUCUGUUAAAAAAUGCAGAAAAAAAAUAAGUCUUGUACUUUUUCAGCAGGUUACAGUCACUACAGUCUGCACAUUGUGCACCUGUUUGUUUUGUUGUGUGAUUAUUACAGGAAACUUCACAGACAGUUUCUCUCUACAUCACAUCAACAAUGGAUUUCAUCUUUCAGCCAGCCAUGUGUUAGAAACUCCCAGGUGCUCAUGAGCAGAGCAAUCUGAGACACUGUAAGAUCUAUGUUAUUUUUCAGUGGCAGGAAAACAUGAUCACAUGAUUAAUAAUCAACUGAAUUGUCUCUACAUAAAUCAAAUGCACUCAGAGUAUAUUUAGAGAUGCUUUCUGACAUUUUUAAACUCCUUGCCCACUUCCACAAUCAUCACUGAACCUUAGUCCUUAGAAAUAUUCAUUUUCUACUACUGUGACAUCUGUGCUCUUUAAUGCCCUCAAACAAUAAAACAGGUUUAAUUA
Oreochromis aureus is the source of this 2534-nucleotide messenger RNA. RefSeq names its product sodium channel subunit beta-3-like. The record is from RefSeq and is a predicted model, not a curated record. NCBI's taxonomy places the organism in Eukaryota, Metazoa, Chordata, Actinopteri, Cichliformes, Cichlidae. The coding region runs from base 45 to 587 and encodes 180 amino acids. The transcript is spliced from 3 exons.